Petromyzon marinus (sea lamprey) is the source of this 2976-nucleotide messenger RNA. It is a transcript of the gene GGPS1, whose product is annotated as geranylgeranyl diphosphate synthase 1. Gene Ontology annotation, biological process: isoprenoid biosynthetic process. Gene Ontology annotation, molecular function: prenyltransferase activity. NCBI's taxonomy places the organism in Eukaryota, Metazoa, Chordata, Hyperoartia, Petromyzontiformes, Petromyzontidae. The record is from RefSeq and is a predicted model, not a curated record.
CUCCCCCCCCCCCAUCAUUUUGAUACCGGUAAAAAUGGUCCCAUAGAUAUCUCCAUGCUUCGCCACAGUGUUCAGUGCGGGUUUGCUGGUGAACGGUGGCCUCGUUGCCACAUUGGAGAUCGCUUGUCACUAUUUGGUUGCCACGACUAGGAGUCGAACUUAGGUGGCUGUUCUCAUUGGGAAGUCUACUGCUAUUGCACCAAUGCUCUCGCCGUUAUUGUACUGCAUUCAUAGGUAUAUUAUUCCAGGACAAGUUGAAUGGUUUAACCUCAGUACUUUUGAAUAUGAAUUCCUUAAAGUUCACGUAAACCAUAAACAAUCAUGUGCUCAAGAUGUUAAAUUCAUGCUGCCGCCUUUGUUCUGGAUACUGACGUUCAGUUGAGGCAUCAUUUGCCACUGAUCCUAACCGUGGCCAUGAACCCGUGUAGGGCAUUAUCUUAGUGGUGGUCAGUGAUUUAAGUCUUGAGUACAAUCUGUAUAUUCAUAAUAAAGGGUUUUGUGCUCAGUGCUGGUUAACCAUUUUAUUAGUUUAGGUGGUAGGACUGGAAUAUGUUUUACAAUUGUUUACUCCUCACCUGUAACCAAGUACUGUUAUUCUCGCGUUUUAUUUGCUUUGAACCUUUGGUACUUACAGCAUUGGCAGUUGGGACACAACUAAGUCACUGACGUAACAGCAUGGCGGAGAGCGGAAAGGAAGAACAAACAGAGAGAAUCCUCAUGGAGCCGUACAACUACUUACUUCAGUUGCCAGAUUAUAAUGGAGGUGACGCAAAUGCUGCACAAUGCGAGUCUGUUGGUGGACGACAUCGAGGACAACUCGAAGUUGCGGCGCGGCCUGCCCGUGGCGCACAGCAUCUACGGCAUUCCCUCUGUCAUCAACUCCGCCAACUACGUUUACUUCCUCGGCCUGGAGAAGGUGCUGACGCUCGGCCACGCUGACGCCGUCGCCCUGUUCACCAGCCAGCUGCUGGAGCUGCACCGCGGCCAGGGCAUGGACAUCUACUGGCGUGACUCUUACACCUGCCCCAGCGAGGAGGACUACAUACGCAUGGUUCUGCGCAAGACGGGCGGUCUGUUUGGACUUGCGGUGGGGCUAAUGCAGCUGUUCAGCGAGAACCAAGCCAACCUGCGGCCAAUACUUGACACGCUGGGGAUGCUCUUCCAAAUUCGGGAUGACUACGCCAACCUGCGCUCGCAAAAGUACAUGGAGAACAAAAGUUACUGCGAGGACCUGACUGAGGGAAAGUUUUCCUUUCCGCUCAUCCACGCCAUACAAUCGGAGCCUAAUUGCACACAGGUGCUGAGCAUCUUGCGGAAGCGGACAGAAGACAUCGACGUCAAGCGGUACUGUGUCGAGCAUCUGGAGCGCUUGGGCUCCUUCGAGUACACGAGGCAGACUUUGUUGCAACUGGAGAAGCAAGCGUACAAGCAGAUUGCCGAGCUGGGCGGGAAUCCACUCCUGGAGGCGCUGGUCAAACACCUUGCGGAGAUUUUCCAGCAGGAGCCAAAUGCACAGGAGUAGGGAACGCUGCACUCACCCCUCGGUACUGUACAUUCAGUGCAUGUGGUGUUCGCGUCCAUUCUCGUGGCGCAAGGCUAUCGCGGAAGAAGCAGCACUGUGCGAGCUCUUGCAGUAGUACAUGCAAUCGUGCAGAAUGCACUUGGACAGAACACGGAUGGAGGGUAACGUUAUUCGAAUGUAAGUGGUGUUUCUGCCCUUUGGUGCUCUGACCAUGCUCUGUUUAGUACCUCAGGGCAUUGUAUGAGUGGAUGUUUUUUUAAAUAUAAAAUGUAAGUUGAAAAAGUCAAGUAGAGGCGGACAAUUCGCAAUGCAAUCGACUAAAUUAUGAAUACAAUUACACAACCUGUUAAUUCACUGCUGCAUGCAGGUAAACCCACACCAUAUCAAUCAUGGGGUUUGUUUGACGAGACUUUGCUAUGCCGGUCAGUCGCUUGAUGAAGAGGAAGCCUAGGACUAGUUACAAAAAUAACUGAUUGUAGCCAAGGCUGGGAAUUGAAAAUGGGUUCACAGGUUCAUAGUGCACCGCCACCAACUGCUGCGCUGCCACUCCACACGUCGAUACAAUUAUUGAGCAAAAUCAAUUUUAAUGUAAUGGUGACACGAAAGCCAAAUGUUAAUUGCACCUUUCAUCAGUGUUACAUUAAGAGGAAGUGCAGCAAAUUUCCUUAAUAUCCAUCUUGUAUCAGUAGAUGUAGUUGCAAAACGGGAACAGAAGGGUAGUCUCGCCCUUCUAAAAGAUAAAAUGUAACAUCUAAGGAAGAACAUUGCAUUAUUUUGCAUGGGGUAUAUGAUAUAUCAGAUUGUCACGACUGAUGUUAUACACAUGCAGGUUGCUUGCAUUUUCCAGACUUUAAUUUGCAUUUUUCUGAGUUGACACAUACUAAUAUGAGGUUCACCAUUGCCUGGAGAAGUCUCAUAAAACCACUUAAGACUGCUGUAUCCAGAACUAGUUCCUAAACGUUGCUGAUGAAAACAUACCCAAGUUUGGUGCAGUACGCCUCAUUUUCAAGUGAAAUGAAAAGUUGGUACACUCGUAAAUGUAACAUUUACACAAUUAAGUGUUAAGUGUACACCUUGUGUGCAAAUUAUAAAAACACACAGGCGUCUGUGAUUGUCAAUACUGGUGCAACAAUUACGUUUGGAAUUUUUUACAAUUGUUUACACUGAAAAAUGUAUGGUUUAACUUUGCAAUAUUUCAUUUAAUUACGUUUUAGUGUUGGGGUGUAAUGGUUUACUUGUGCAAAUUUUCUACACGGAACACGACUUUUUUGUAUUGAAUGCCAAACAUAGUUAAAUAAACGCUUUGAAAUACAAUGUGAUAAAUGCAAUGUACACAAAUGUUUGUGAUUUUGUUUUCACUUGUGUAUCUUUGUUUGCAAAUAACGCCUCAAUGCAUUGUGUGUACCCUUUGGAAUUACCUGUAUGGAUAUUAAAAGUUAUUUGAAGCAUUUUCA